UGUAUACUAUUGGGUUAGAUUAUUCGGAGCGAAAAACUUCCUCUUGUGAUAAUUGCUCUCGAUUAUGUAACCUCAGUUUAACGAAACUGAAUGCCGUUAGUGACAUUGUUAUUUGUGAGUAAUUUGUGACGCCAAGACUGGCAAGAGAUGGUAAUUGAGAAGGUUUUGUGAAGGUAAAGUGUUGGUAGUGUGGCUAUUUCCUGAGAGUGAGCGGCGAUUACAUGUAGUUUAUGAGACGGAAGACGUUGCCUAUUGAAAAGUUGUGUAGCGAUUUGAAAUCUAGUGGAAAGUAACGCCCAACCACAGUUGGCACUUAAUACUUUUUUGCGAAUGGUGUGUCGAACAUUGAAUCAUGGUAAACAAGAAGAGAGGUGGUGUCACUGCCUCUGGUAGCGUUACAAAACGUGGUCGCCCAAAACUACCAUCGACAGUCGCACGACUAAAAGAACUUAUAUGCAAAGACUGCUGGAAACACUGUGACAAGGAGUUGGAAAGGCAGAAAAAAAUCAUCAUAAAAUCUGAAAGUGAACUUAUUGAGAAAAAAUUUGUGAUUACGGGCCUUCAGGCAGAUAUCACGAAGCUACAGAAUGAACUUCUGACGAAAGACGAACUUUUGAAAAAAAUGGAAAUGCAGAUGAACCAUGAGAAUCAGGAAGCAGAGUCGCAAAUUGCGGAACUGAGAGAGAGAUUGGAGAGUCUGCAGAGGCUAAAAGACCAGUCUGAGACAACAGAGCCAAGUGCUGUAGUUGCAGAACUCUGUGACCUUUUGGCCACGGAGCAACAGAGGACACAGAGUUUGGAGGAGACGCAGUCCAAGACGAUGAGUUUGAUUUUGUCCGCACGGAACCUAUUGUGCCCCCAAUCGCCACAAUUUCAGAGUAGUGGGUCGUCCGGUGCCACCACUAGCCCCCGUGGUAACCGAUUGAUAGAGAACCACCCACAGAUUGCGUCGUGGACAAGCGUUUCCCUGGGCGACCAGAAUGGUCAAAACAGCAACACCCGAUCCAGAGAUGGCGGCGUCUCACCGACUAUUGUCCCGAUCAUCACACACGUUGAGUCCCUGUGCAAACAAAUCUGCCAGAAGAACCAAGUGACAUUUUCGGCCCGGGAAGAACUAAAGUCUGGACGUGACGAAUCGGAUAUGCCAGAGCAAGAGAAUGUCGAGUCAAGGCAGAUGAGUGACCCAAAUGGACCAAAUUUUAAUUUGCCAUCCCAGACUGAGGAAGAGUCUAGUAUCGACACUGGAACUGAUGUUUUGGGAUCGUCACCAUGCGUGUUGGAAGAGGGGAGCCCGAGUGAAGAUCAUGAUAUUAGGAGCAUGGCGUUCCGAGGCAUUGAGGAUACAGCCGAUGGAGCCUCUACAGAAAGAGUUCGGGGUCUUAAUGAGAAGAGCUCUGUUUGUCAGGAUCUGCUUAAGAAGAGGCCCAGAGAUGAGGACAUUGAGAACGAGUCCUUAGAAGAGAGCCCUGCAGACAAGGACCCUGAAAUACAUCUCAGCCUCAGGGAUAAGAUAAUGAAUAACACUUAUUGGGAUGUGGCCCCUCGCAAUAAGAGCCCCAGAGAUGGAUUAACUGAUCCUGAACAAAAUCAAGGCGAAGAUUCAUCGAUGGUAGAAAAGAUCAGCCAGGUGAACAUUCUCUCAGCAGAGACAUCACAAGUCAGCAUGGAACAAUCUGUUGAAACUGGUACCCAAGAAGUUGAAGGAAAAUCGAGAGGAUUAACAUCCGCAACUAAAAAAAGAAAUAGAUCAGAGCGAGUCAAUCUUUUCGACCGCUUGGGAGCCGUUUUGAAAAUGGGGACAGAUCUGUCACGAGAUGAGAAAAGUGGUUCUGGAAGGUCGCUUCCUGCUGGUGAAGAUGUUGAUGGUGAAUGCUCUGCGCCCACUGAGUGGAGAGGUAACGUCACCAUGGCUGAGCUAGGAAAACACAGCACUGAUAGACCACUUCCUACAAGAUCACCAAGAUCCCUGCUGUUUCUGGCAAAGAGAUGUGUGGCAGGAAUGCGCCAAGAGCAACUACCGCCUAUGGACACUUCAGACGACGGUGGGCUUGGCAACAGUGACGUAAAAAAGUGUGAUUUUCUGUCGCAGGUUGGCCUGGGAGAGAACAAGGUCAAGAUUCCUUUGCCUGGUUACUUGCGGACACGUGUCGUUCACGUGGUAAUGCCAGUCCAUCAUCGCAACAACAGAGACCAUUUGAUGAGGGGUUUGCCUUCGAGCAAACAUGUUAUUGGCCCUGGCUCUGACUCCCUUCCUGUUGGCACUGUAACUAGUGCUAGUCACAACCCAACACCUGGGAGUGUUUUCACUGCAAAGAUCUCGACCGGUCCUGAUCCAAGAUUGCGACAGCCUGUGACAUAUACCACCAUCAUGCCUCCAAAUAGGAAUCCACAACCCACCGAGAAACCGUUGACCAGUGGAAAUUUAGCCACGUGGGGAUCAGAGUUGCUAGACAACCCUGUCAUCCAAAGAAAACCAGAAAAUAUCCCAUCUGCUGCUGCGGCACCGAAAGUGGUCCAUCGCGUUUGCCCGGUUCAUGGGAAUGUUACGAAAAAAAACCCAACACAGAACACGAGCGUGUUGGCUUCUCAGCAUCUUGACAGAGGUUUCGCUCCAGUACAAGAGAAAAUGACGUCCCCAGUACCCAAGAACUUGUCGACGAUGAUUGAGAGAGUGGAAUUAGCAGUAGAUGAGGAAGCACCGAUUAAAAGAUCUCGUGGCUUGCUUCCCUCUGUUAGGCAAGUUUCACUAACACCUCCUCAGUCUGGGUGCCCGGUUCCUUUCAGCGAUCACAAUUACCUGGGGUCACCAGUACCAAGUGAGCCGGAUGAAGAUAUAACAACAUCGCCACCUCUGGACACCAAGGAAACUACACUUGAGGGUUCAUCUAGUUCGAAAAGAAAGAUGUCAAAGCCAGUGAAACUAAGUCGAGAUGGUUCUCCAGUCAUCAGUGUCCUAGCUAUUGCCAUACCUUUUCCAGCUUCUAAAAGGGACUCGGAUUCAGACUCAAGCAAAGGGAGUAGGGUUCAAAACAGAUUGACAGAGGUUACUCGGAAGGUCUCUGUGGAUGCUGGAGGUAAUGAAGUCUCUGAGCUGAGUGUUGCUCGGACGCUCUCUGUGGAUGCUGGAGGUAAUGAAGUCCCUGAGCUGAGUGUUGCUCAGGCGCUCUCUGUGGAUGCUGGAGGUAAUGAAGUACCUGCCCUGAGUGUUGCUCGGACGCUCUCUGUGGAUGCUGGAGGUAAUGAAGUCCCUGAGCUGAGUGUUGCUCAGGCGCUCUCUGUGGAUGCUGGAGGUAAUGAAGUACCGGCCCUGAGUGUUGCUCAGACGCUCUCUGUGGAUGCUGGAGGUGAUGAAAUCCCUGAGCUGAGUGUUGCUCAGGCGCUCUCUGUGGAUGCUGGAGGUAAUGAAGUCCCUGAGCCGAGUGUUACUCGGACGCUCUCUGUGGAUGCUGGAGGUAAUGAAGUCCCUGCCCUGAGUCCUGGUGGAGACAGAGACAUUUCUGUUGAACCAGAAACUCCUUCCCAGACCAAGAAAAACGAGUCAGAUUUGGAUGAAUAUUUGGUAAGGAAGCACAGAAAACAUAAGAAGUCACACAGAAAGAGGAGGAGGUCCAAAAGUGUUACCGAGUGUGAGCAUUUGUGGCAUGAAGAAUAUGAAAGAAAGCUGAACAAUGCCGCGGAAAAAUGUCUGGCGCCAAAGGAAGCACUGAAUUCGAAUUGCGUUGCAUUCCCAUCUAUGGACAUUGAGGAUUUGAACACAGUCGCCACACCGGUAAAUGAUACCGCAAUGUCUAAAGCAACUGACAACACUUUGGAUGUUUCCAGUCCUUCGAUGUUUCCAACAUCUUCACCUGUUGCACCGAUCUUCGAGACGCCAUUACCAAAAACUGAAACGAGGGGUGAAAAACGUCGUAGAAUUGCGGCGGUGACGGCCACCCAUGAUAAACAUAAAAAACCAGCGAAGCCAGAGAGUACAUCACGUAAAAAAGCGAAACCUGUGAAGGAAAGUGUUAAUGCCGGGGGUGUACCCCUGUCGGCCGUGGAAGAGUUAUUCAAUGAGAUGUCGGCGGACAGUUAUGGUGAGAAAGAUUUUCAGGAUGUCGAUGUUGCCAAGUACUUCCAUCCGAAUGAUUUCGAAAAGCUCCCCGAAAGCAUCGUGAAGUGUCUCAAGAAUGUCAAGAAUAACUACACCACAAUGUUACAGUAUGGGUUGCCUGUGGAGAAGCCAGACUUCAUGAAGAUGCAACUGCCCACAUAUUCUCCAGGAAAACCAGGCACUGGUAGCCUAUGUAGGCCUGCUGCAAUUUUCCCGAAAGAAAGUCUUCAGUGUUCUUUGUGUUCGCCGAGAAGAAACACAUUGUUCUUCAAAGACCAGAUGGAACUCGCUAUGCACAUUUAUGAAAAGCAUCGCGACAUGGAUCCGAAAGUUGUCGCACAGGCGAUGGAGUUGCUUGCGAUUAAAACAGAGCCUCCUAGUGUCCAAUCGGUGCAGUUAACACCAUUGGAUCACAGGCCCAAGACCUCGAGGAAGAGAUCAUGGAUAGCCUACUCUCAAUUACAAAAUCUCACCAAAACGAAAAAGAAGCCUGUGAAAUGUGACGUUUGUGAAAAGAUCUUUGCGUCGAAACCUUCACUGUCGUUGCACAUGAAGCGUCAUACGCAGAGAACCAUCGAAUGCGAGUGGCCCAGAUGCGACAAGAAAUUUCACAUCCGGGCGGAUAUGAUGCGGCAUCUGCGGCGUCAUACCGGAGAAAAACCGUACAAGUGUAAAGAUUGCUGGAAAGUCUUCACGCAGUUGAGUCAUUUGCAGGUUCACGAGCGCAUCCACUCGGGUGAUAAACCCUAUCAGUGCGUGCUGUGCUCGGCCCGGUUCAGCCAACGUGCUCAUCUGAAGAGUCACUUGGCAACGCACACAGGCGAGAAACGAUUCUUCUGCGACGUGAAGGGUUGCGGAAAGGCCUUCUUUCUAAAGGAGAAACUCGAUUUGCAUUAUUCGACACAUACGGGGGAGAAAAAUCACGUGUGCGAGGAGUGUGGAAGAAGGUUUAACCACAUUUCGAAUUUGCAGAAACAUUUGCGCAUCCAUGCUGGGGAUCGCCGACACCCUUGUCUAUACUGUGAAAAAAAGUUCUACACUGCCACUGAUUUGAAAAUCCACUUUCGAACACAUUCAGGAGAGAGGCCGUACAUGUGUGAAAUUUGCCAGAAAUCUUUUGUUACGAUAAGUAAUUUGCGUAAGCAUGAAGUAACGCAUAAAGAGUAUAGGAAGUUUUACCACUGUAGUGAGUGUGGUGCGAAGUAUUCCAGUUUUUUUAAUUAUAACCGCCACAAGGAAUCACGUUGUUCUUAUGCGGGUAUGUUGGCAGACGGGGAAACCUCGGUAGGUAAUUGAGAACUUCGUUUCCAGGUCGGGUCUAAUUUCUGCUCAUAAAAUCAGACAGGAGGUGUUCAGAUAAAAGUAUAAUCAAAAGUGUCAAUAACAUGUAGAUCUGCUUGUUCUUUGAUCGAUGAUACAAAUGUAAUCUAAAUGUAUCCUCGAUACUCACUUUUGUAUUUGGUGAAAUUUUUGUGAAUGUUUCAAGAAUGUACUCAACUAUACUGAGUGAGUUUUUGAGUUCUGCUUUAAUUUCUUGAUAAAUUGCUGAUUUUUGGAUAAAAUUACUUCAUCUUCACCAAGGAGACCUAUGAAUUGUUCCAAGGAAGUAUCCAAAGGCUUGCUGUGGGAGGAGUUACACUGUUGUGCCACUUAAAAAAGUCUAAAAAAAUAACUGAAAUGGCAAAAUAGUAAAUUUCAAACACACUCCCGGUUUUGUAAUUACAAAUUGUGAUACAUGUAUUACUUUGUGAUACAUGUAUUACUUUGUGAUACAUGUAUUACUUCGUGAUACAUGUACUUCUGUUUGAGCUUGAAAUAUGAAAAGGCGCGUCAAAAAUUGGGACAGCUUGAAAAAGGCUGAGCACCUCAGAGUGUUUUUAAACUGCUAUGGUGAUAAAUGUGAAGACGUGAAUGUUGAAAAGUGGUCUCAUUCCGUACUUACAUUGUAGCUGUUCGUGUCAAAUUCAAGCAGUUGCAUGGCUUAAAAACAUCCUAUGCAAGUGUGUGUACUUAUUAUGUCUCGGUACCUGUGUCUGAAUCAUGAUAUUGUAUAACGCAUAUCUUUUGCUUGAAGUGUUUCCAAGGGUGUUUGCAUAAUAAAUACGCAUGGAUCAAAAUCCGUUUUUUCACUGUUGUGAUUGAUGCUAACUUCUUUGAAAUACAUGUAUUGGGUCGA
Messenger RNA from Lineus longissimus, 6269 nucleotides. RefSeq lists its product as uncharacterized. The transcript has 6 exons. The record is from RefSeq and is a predicted model, not a curated record. NCBI's taxonomy places the organism in Eukaryota, Metazoa, Nemertea, Pilidiophora, Heteronemertea, Lineidae. The coding region runs from base 353 to 5389 and encodes 1678 amino acids.